Neogale vison (American mink) is the source of this 2596-nucleotide messenger RNA. RefSeq names its product solute carrier family 4 member 1 adaptor protein (gene SLC4A1AP). The transcript is spliced from 14 exons. Gene Ontology annotation, molecular function: protein binding; mRNA binding. NCBI's taxonomy places the organism in Eukaryota, Metazoa, Chordata, Mammalia, Carnivora, Mustelidae. The record is from RefSeq and is a predicted model, not a curated record. Bases 77 to 2308 code for a protein of 743 amino acids.
GCGAGUGUGGAGAGGAACUUAGAGACCGAAGGGGAGGUUUCCCAGGAACAGAUUUCGAGCCUGCAUCUGACCGAGGAUGGCUGACAGUCCCUCUCAGUCCGAGCCUCUGGGUUUGCAAGAUCUCAGUGACGACUUCAAGAAGCCGACGUUGCCGGUGCCCCCGGUUGUGCGCGGCAAGACCCCGGCCUCCAAUCCUUCAAACCCUGAGGAGGCGAAGAAGGAAAGGCCCGCGGCGCUGCUAGAGCCGGAUUCCGCGGAGCCUGACGUCCCGCCACCGCGGCCGGACAGCGGGGGCACCAGGAGUCCGCCGAAGGAGCAGCCCCAGCCCCCCACAGCGGCUCCUUCUCUCGGCGGCCCGGCCCGGGCUCCCCCUUACCAAGAGCCUCCGUGGGGCGGCCCCGCGACAGCCCCCUACAGCCUAGAGACGCUCAAGGGUGGUACCAUCCUUGGCACCCGUAGCUUGAAAGGGACGAGUUGCUGCCUUUUCGGGAGGCUGUCUAGCUGCGACGUGUGCCUGGAGCACCCUUCGGUGUCCCGGUACCACGCCGUGCUGCAGCACCGGGCGUCCGGCCUCGAAGGAGAGUGCGACGGCCACGGGCCGGGCUUCUACCUUUACGAUCUGGGAAGCACUCACGGCACUUUCCUGAACAAAACUCGCAUCCCACCCCGCACCUAUUGUCGAGUCCACGUCGGGCACGUUCUUCGCUUUGGAGGUAGCACCCGGCUCUUUCUUCUUCAGGGACCAGAGGAAGACAGGGAAGCAGAAUCCGAGUUGACCGUAACGCAACUGAAAGAACUGCGAAAGCAGCAGCAAAUGAUGUUGGAGAAGAAGAUGUUAGGAGAAGACUCGGACGAGGAGGAAAUGGAUGCCACCGAAGGGAAGAGAAGUGCUAGUAGUCAAGAUGAUGAGAUGGGCUGCACCUGGGGAAUGGGAGAAGAUGCUGUAGAAGAUGAGGCUGAAGAGAACCCCAUUGUCUUAGAGUUUCAGCAGGAAAGGGAGGCGUUUUAUAUAAAGGAUCCAAAAAAGGCUCUCCAAGGUUUUUUUGACCGAGAAGGAGAAGAAUUAGAAUACGAAUUUGAUGAACAGGGACAUAGCACUUGGCUGUGUAGAGUGAGAUUACCUGUGGAUGAUUCAACUGGAAAACAACUGGUAGCUGAGGCCAUUCAUUCAGGAAAGAAAAAAGAAGCAAUGAUCCAGUGUUCACUGGAAGCUUGUCGAAUCCUUGAUACUUUGGGAUUGCUGCGGCAGGAGGCAGUAUCUCGGAAAAGGAAAGCCAAGAACUGGGAAGAUGAAGACUUUUAUGAUAGUGAUGAUGACACCUUUCUUGAUAGAACUGGCCUGGUUGAAAAGAAGCGUCUGAACCGAAUGAAAAAAGCUGGGAAGAUAGAUGAGAAGCCAGAGACCUUUGAAUCAUUGGUUGCAAAGUUAAAUGAUGCUGAAAAGGAACUCUCUGAAAUUUCCGAGAAACUGAAAGCCUCAAGCAAAGCCCUGUCAGAGUCACCAUCUCAGGACUCUUUAGAGGCAUUUAUGUCAGAAAUGAAAUCCGGGAGUGCGUUGGAUGGUGUGUCCCGGAAGAAACUUCACCUGAGAACUUUUGAACUGAGGAAAGAACAACAGAGACUUAAGGGAUUGAUAAAAAUUGUAAAGCCAGCAGAGAUUCCAGAGCUGAAAAAGACUGAAAGUCAGGCUACAGAUGUGGAAAACAAAGCUAAAAAGCUUACAUUGCCUCUCUUUGGUGCCAUGAAAGGAGGAAGCAAAUUCAAAUUAAAAACGGGAACAGUAGGGAAGUUACCCCCUAAGCGUCCAGAACUCCCUCCAGCUCUAUUGAGAAUGAAGGAUGAGCCCGAAGUAGAAGAGGAGGAGGAGGAGGAAGAGGACGAGGAGGGGGCAAAGGAGGGAGAUGAAAGGGGGAAAACGGAAGCUGGAAGCAGUAGGCUGCAGCACGAGAAGCACGAGACAGAGCCGGAAGAUGCAGUGCAGGAAGUGAGGCCUCCCACUGACUUCACCUGUUCUAAAGAGACAAAAGCCCAUGAAAACAUGUCUCAACUCAGCCAAGAGGAACAGAAUAACGAUUAUCAAGAGAUUAGAGAAACAGCUGCAUCAUGUGAGGAACCCUCAGCAUCAAAGAGUGAACAUCAGAAAAACAGAGAUGAAUUGAAAAAAAAGAAAGCUCCCGGUCCAGGCAAACUUCCAGCAACACUUUCCUCCAAAUAUCCAGAAGAUGACCCAGACUACUGUGUGUGGGUCCCACCUGAAGGGCAAAGUGGAGAUGGCAGGACCCAUCUGAAUGACAAGUACGGCUAUUGACUGCUUCAGAAUCCUAAAGGAAGACCUUGUGGACCAUGUGACAUGGGAUAUGUAGGGUCCUAUAUCAAGUUGAAUGUCCAGAGAAGGAGUUCAGGUGAUCUUUUGUAAAAUCUGGUGACUGGCCUUUUCUUUCAUGGCUCCCUAAAUUUAUCUACUCAUCUGAUUCUCUUGAAUUUGGCAUUUAUUUUUUAAAGUGUUUGUGUUUGUAUGUAAAAAGAAACCACACAGUUUGAGAAUGGGUAAAGUGAGAGACAUAACCCUAUUAAAAGAGAAGGUGAAGAUGUCUCA